This is a messenger RNA of Pangasianodon hypophthalmus (striped catfish), 2669 nucleotides long. RefSeq names its product StAR-related lipid transfer (START) domain containing 15 (gene stard15). Gene Ontology annotation, molecular function: lipid binding. NCBI's taxonomy places the organism in Eukaryota, Metazoa, Chordata, Actinopteri, Siluriformes, Pangasiidae. The record is from RefSeq and is a predicted model, not a curated record. The transcript is spliced from 6 exons. Bases 333 to 1121 code for a protein of 262 amino acids.
UGCAGGGUAACGCGAUGCCGCCCCUUUAAAACGCCGCCCGCUGGCGCAGAGCAGAGCGCGGAUGCUGGAGUGCACCUGCUCCGCGUUCACACACCUGCUGGGGCUUCCCCUGAGCCGCUUUCAGCUCGUCCUCAGCCUUGACGGAAGCGCCUCCACACGGCUCAGACCGCUGAAACCAUUCUGCACGUGCGGAAGCAGCAAGGACUGAACAAGGGGCUUGUUUAUUAGCCGAGCCACGGCAGGCGGGCUACCGGACGGGGCUUUAUGAAAGUGCAGUUUCCGGUUUAUUCCGUCGUUCGGCUGGAGAAGCAAGCGCUCGUGUUUGAGGCAGGAUGCCGGUGCAGAUUCCGGACGACGCGGAUUUCGCGUCUUUCAAAGAGCAGUGUGAAAACGAGGUGGGCUGGAUACAACGCUACAACAAGGCAGGAGUGACGGUGUGGUGUCGAGACGAGGAGACCAAAACAGUGCAAAAACUUAAGAUGAGUAUUGUGUGCAAGGAUGUCAGCGCAGAAACACUGUAUGAUGUCUUGCAUGACACAAGCUACCGGAAGAAAUGGGACACCAACAUGAUCGACACAUUUGAUAUUGCAAGACUGACAGUCAAUGCAGAUGUAGGAUAUUACUCCUGGAAAUGCCCGAGUCCACUGAAGAACAGGGAUUUUGUCACCAUGCGUUCAUGGCUUCCUCUCGGCAAUGACUACUUGAUAAUCAACUACUCGGUCAAACACCCGCAAUACCCACCAAAGAAAGACUAUGUCAGAGCUGUGUCUUUACUCACCGGAUACUUGAUCCAGUCCAAUGGAGCAAACUGCUGCACUCUUUACUACUUAACACAAGUAGAUCCAAGAGGUUCCUUACCUAAAUGGGUAGUGAAUAGAGUCUCUCAAUUUGUCGGACCGAAGGCCAUGAGGAAGAUCUACAAAGCGUGCCUGAAGUACCCCGAGUGGAAACGGAAGCACGACCCUAACCUGAAGCCGUGGAUGUACCCAGAGCAGAACACGCUGCCAUGCAUGAGUGCUUCAGAGCUCACUGUGCAGAGAGCAGAUUCGCUGGAGAACAUCGAUGAGAGUGGCUUAAACGAGGAUAAGAUCCAGCAUCACAGCGAAGAUGAGGAGACCUAAACCCCCAGACUCUGCUUUUACAUGAGAGUGCAUGUAUGUGUGAGUGUGUGAGGAAGUCAGUGUGUAUUCAUUUACACCGGUAGUUCUGCAGAGUAUGAAUUAUUAGUUCUCAGCUGCAUCUUAUGCAUGCUUUGCUAUGCAUUGCUGACGACCAUAAUGGUGCUCCUUUCAAGGUUUUUGACAUAUUAAUGAUUGUGAUUGUUUGCACUACCAAUCCCAAUGUAAUAGAAUUGCACAUAUCAUUAAUACAGGUUUGAAGAUUUUAUUCAAAAUGAGCUCGUAUACAUUUAUACAUGAACACAAACAAAUUGGCAUAUUACUGCUGGUAAAAAUUAAAAUCUUUGGGCUACUGUUGCAAUGCUUUUUCAGUCAUCUCUUCUGUGAGUGAGCAUCGGUUUUGUAGUGUCUGUUUUUUUGUGUCUGAUAUUACUCAAAUCGAUGACUGUGAAUCAAAUGUCACAAUUCCAGUGUAGGUUUCAUCUGGGCAUUUACAGUCUCAUUUCCAAGGCACUCUACCUGUAGGAAGUGAGAGUUCUUUAGAACUCUGUGGCUGGCUGCAGGGAUUUUCACUUCAAUAUCUUUACCUAUGCAUCAGUAAGAUCUCAGGAGUUGUAAAAAGCAUUGCUAUCUGCCUUUCUCAAAUUUAAAUUAUACGUGUUUCUAUCUCUCUGGUCACUUUUCCCAAUUCAUUUCUGAAUAAAUAUCUUUAUAUUGUACUCUGGGAAUGAUUUUAUGCAUCCUUGUAUUUGUUCGAUGUCGUUCUCAUAGCAGAUUUAAGCAUGCAUGCUUUCUAUAAGACUCUCACAUCAAGAGUCAAGCAUUCUUAGAUAAAAAUGUCAUUUUCAUUUACAUGUUUUUUUUUUUUUUUUUUUUUUUGCAUGUACCAUUUAUAUCCAUGGUUUGGCUGAGCCUUUGAAAAGUUGUACUGUUUUGAGCUAGUCUUGCAGUCUGAUCUAGACUUUUAGCCUAUUGAAAAAAAAAAUUAAUUUCUAUUUGAUUGGCAUGACAAGGAAUGUUUUUGAGACUGUCUAGUACUUUGAAAUGAGUGUGAAAUGUUAACCCAAAGAGAAUUUGCUUUUCUUUUCUCCUCCAUUUGGCAAGAAAGGGAGGUCUGUGCCUGCCUCCACUCUUUUCCAUCCAAAAGCCUACAGCUGGCCACCACUCCUCAAACUCUCCAUUGUCUCCAACACUUCCUGCUUCCCAUUUGGAGCAGUUCCUGCCUGCAUCAGUCAGAUUGUUCUGCAGGGAAGGAAACUGCACAAGUCAGGCCUCUCUGGUUUCACACAGCACACUCCUGUUACUUUUACAGAGUUUAUGGGUUUCUUCACAUCCUAUUUUAAAAAGUUGUAUUUUCUUAAAUAAAGUGUAUUUCCUAUGACUGUGAUGUAAUGCUGUGUUUCUCAUUGUUGACAUCCAGUCGAAAUUGUGAAGUUCAUGGACGAAUUCGUAUGAAUUCGUGCAUGGCACAUUUUCAAAUUACAUUAAAUUUCAAGUUUAAGCUAUGUGUUUCUGUGUGACUGUCAAUCUUACCAAAGAAUAUAACUACUU